AUGUCUACGAUCAACAUGGUGAGGUACUUCUUCUAUAAAAACCGCCUUCCCGAUACGCAAGAGACGCUCCAGGCACUGGUAGCAGUGGCCUAUAGAACUGCACGGGACAGAAAGAUAUACCCAAAGGCCAUUCUGAUUCGAUCUUUAGUCCAUCCUACAACCAAUAUCAAAGGGCGCAUUCAGAAAGACCCCCUGGGACCGCAUGUGACACUUUGCUACAAAGACGAACGUCAGCUGGCUAAUGGGACUCAUGUUGCGUGUCAUGGCUAUGUGGAAGGGCCAAACAGCCUGAAGUAUGUUAGAUCUACACAUGUUGGAGAAAAGGUGGACACUUGGGUGAAGCAGAGCGGAGGAAUUGUCUGGCCACCUGAGGAAGUACUCGACGAAGCCCCUCAGAUCGGAUAUGGACAUUUCCUGGAGACAAAAGACACCGAUGGUACAGGCGUUAGUACUUAG
Aspergillus eucalypticola CBS 122712 is the source of this 456-nucleotide messenger RNA. RefSeq lists its product as uncharacterized. Lineage: Eukaryota; Fungi; Ascomycota; Eurotiomycetes; Eurotiales; Aspergillaceae. The transcript is spliced from 2 exons. The coding region runs from base 1 to 456 and encodes 151 amino acids. The record is from RefSeq and is a predicted model, not a curated record.